This is a messenger RNA of Pundamilia nyererei, 1871 nucleotides long. RefSeq lists its product as uncharacterized. Gene Ontology annotation, molecular function: nucleotide binding. Lineage: Eukaryota; Metazoa; Chordata; Actinopteri; Cichliformes; Cichlidae. Bases 241 to 1554 code for a protein of 437 amino acids. The record is from RefSeq and is a predicted model, not a curated record. The transcript has 14 exons.
UGGCGGUGCGAAGUGGUAGUUUACGAGGUGCACUGAAUACAGCAGAGCGAUCUCGUGAACACUGCAGGGGGCGUUAAGGGAGUGUCAGACAUUUUCUCGGUUGAUAUUCUUGUUCGAAGAAGUGAGUCUCCGUUUUUGUGGUCAGUCUUUCACUGUAGUGGACUGUAUACUGAGCUCUGGACAAAUUGUAGUCCUGUAUUCGUCUGACCAACGCGGGAGACGGACGUUUGUGACAGUUGAAUGGGACAAAACAGUUCACAGGCUGGCAAAAUGACUGCUCCUGUCCGUGCCAUCGUGGUAGGAGGAGGAUGUCGGGGUGAAAUCUACUCCCAGUAUGCGUCUAUUCAUCCCGAACGAAUGAAGGUUGUUGCAGUGGCUGAUCCACGGAAAUUUGCAAGGACCAAACUUCAAAAACAACACAAAAUCGUGGAGGAAAACGUAUUUGAAGACUGGCAGGCUGUAGUUGAAAGAGACAAGUUUGCAGACGCUGUGUUAAUUUGCACCCCAGAUCGCCUCCAUAAGGAACCUGCUGUGGCCUUUGCAAAGAAGGGAUACCAUGUUCUUCUGGAGAAACCAAUGGCAACAACUGUAGAAGACUGCACGGCGAUCGUGGAGGCUUGCAUUCAGAGCGGCGUGAUGCUGUCCGUGGGUCACGUUCUCCGGUACGAUCCAGUCAUCCACAAGAUAAAGAAGCUCAUAGACGCUGGAGUCAUAGGUGAAGUGAUCCAUAUUCAGCACCUGGAACCGGUUGGGUUUUAUCACUUUGCUCACUCGUUUGUUAGAGGGAACUGGAGAAACGAAGCAGAGAGCUCUUUUGCUCUUCUCACUAAAUCUUGCCAUGACAUUGACCUCAUACAUCACUGGGCUGGAGGGCGCAGGUGUGUGAAAGUGUCGUCAUUUGGAUCCGUCAGCCACUUCAAUAAAGACAACAAGCCAGCAGGGGCUGCAGAUCGCUGCCUUAACUGUUCAGUAGAAAAAGACUGCCCGUACUCAGCAUGCAAAAUCUACUUGGACAGUGUGAAGAAGGGUCACACUGGCUGGCCAGUAUCAGUCAUAUGCCCCAAUUCACUCCCAGACAUUGAGUCAGUAACAGAGGCAUUGAAGACUGGACCGUAUGGCCGCUGUGUCUAUGAGUGUGACAAUGACGUCUGCAGUAACCAGGUUGUCAACAUGGAGUUUGAAGGGGGUGUGACGGCAGCCUUUUCCAUGGUGGCAUUCACUGAGGAGAUUUGUAAGCGAAAAACAACCAUUUACGGCAGCAAGGGCGAGCUCUCAUGCAAUGGCCACGAGAUCCAUGUGUUCAACUUCCUGACCCAGAAAUCCAGAAAGCACACAGCAGACUACAACACUACCAGGCAGUUCGGUAUGAGUGGACACGGUGGAGCAGACUACUGCCUUAUGCAUGCCUUCAUUUCUGCUGUGGCAAACAAUGAUCCAUCACUGAUACGGUCUGGUCCUGUGGAGACACUGCAGAGUCAUUUGCUGGUGUUUGAAGCUGAGCGCUCACGGCUAGAGAGCAGAGUGCUGCACUGUGGGGACAUUAAACAGAGCUAAAAAAAAAUACCUACAACAUUUUUUUUAGCAUAUUUUGUUAUAGCUUCUUAAUAAAUCAGUGUAGUAAUACCUAUAUUGUUAGUUAUUGAACAAAACUAUUAAACUUUCUCAUUUGUCAAUUACUAGAUUUAUAUCCACACACUGACAUAUAUAACAAGGACUUUUUUCUAGUGAAGCAAAGAUGUCCUGAGAACGUAUGAUGAUUAAUGACAAUGACACUCACUUCCUAAAAUGAUUACAUAACUGAUUCAUGUCAGAAAAAGAAAUAUUAAUUUCAAGGGACUGCCUGGUUUAAUAAAUGCUAAAUAAAAUCUGUU